UCUUCCAUGUGUGUGUGUAUGUGUGUGUACGUGUGCUUUUAUCCUCACGUGUUCUGCAUUCUGUACAAAUCCCUGCCGUUGUUAGCUGCGAGCACCUCAAACCACAGCGAGACGGUUCACGGAGGGGGAUUCAUAGGUUCGGCCGAGUGUUGCGCCGCGGAGCCCCAGCCAGGAACGCAUUGUCAGGACAUCUCGCCGGCCAGGUGCGACGCUGCGCUAAUUACAGAAGCGGCCCCAGCAUCCUUCACUCCCCUGUGGGACGCCCCUGAGGUCCUAUCGCGACAAGGGAUCUGUUGUGAGCCUCCCGCGGCCUCCUCAGGACAGUGCGGUUGUUAUCUUAUCGCAUCUACAAGUGGGAGAGAUAAGAGGGAAACCUGAGCGACGCAGGAAAGAGAUGAAAAGAAGAAGGAAAGGUGGGAGGGAAGUCUGCGAGUAAAAGGGUUUGCUGGAGGAGAAAAGGGAAGGUUUUGUGGAAUAGCAGAGUAAAGGGAAUGAAAGGAAAGGAUGUGAUGGAGGUUUAAAUUGUAAUGAG
Messenger RNA from Portunus trituberculatus (swimming crab), 532 nucleotides. RefSeq lists its product as uncharacterized. The record is from RefSeq and is a predicted model, not a curated record. NCBI's taxonomy places the organism in Eukaryota, Metazoa, Arthropoda, Malacostraca, Decapoda, Portunidae. The transcript is spliced from 5 exons. Bases 7 to 378 code for a protein of 123 amino acids.